AGUCGCGUAUUAUAAUCGGAUUUGGCAACUACACCAGAGCGUCGCAAUAUGAUGACGUCAUUUGGUGGCGUCAAAAACAGUUGCCACUCUGCUCGCUAAAGCACCUCCGGUGUGAACCCUGUCUUAUAAAGCAUAUAAACAAAAACACUUGUGUGGUUUUUUUAAUGUUUGACCCACACCUGUCAUUUUUCAGCGCACCGAGAGUUUUUAGCUGUUGUAGGUCUCGCCAUGAACUACGAUGAUGAUUUGACUGCAAGGUUUAAUUCAGAUCAACCCAACUUUAAUGUGGCGUCUGUUCCUGAUGGACUUUGCUGGGUGUCUAUCAUUUCUUGCCUGCUGCUCGCCUGUUCCUAUGUCGGAAGUUUAUACGUCUGGAAAAGCAAUUUACCAAGGGAUCAUCCUGCAGUGAUAAAGAGGCGUUUCACCAGUGUGCUGAUUGUGUCUGCUCUGUCUCCAGUCUUUGUGUGGGCAUGGAAAGAUUUUACAGGCAUCCAGCCUGGGCCGUCAUUAUUGGCCCUUAUGGGGAUUCGGCUGGAGGGACUUAUGCCUGCUGUCAUUCUACCCCUGCUUUUGACUAUGGUGCUCUUUCUAGGUCCUCUGAUCCAGCUAGCCAUGGAUUGCCCCUGGAGCUUUAUUGAUGGGAUAAAAGUCAUUGUUGACCCAUGCUUCUGGGCACUCUGUCUGAGUGACAUGCGUUGGUUGAGGAACCAGGUGGUGGCGCCAUUGACAGAGGAGCUGGUUUUUCGAGCAUGCAUGCUUCCAAUGCUAGUACCUUGUGCUGGCCCCUCAAUCUCCAUCUUUACAUGCCCACUCUUCUUUGGUGUUGCUCAUUUUCAUCAUGUAAUUGAGCUCCUGCGGUUUGGACAGGGCACUGUCUCAGGGAUUUUCCUCUCUGCAGUUUUCCAGUUCUCCUACACAGCAGUAUUUGGAGCCUAUACAGCCUUUAUAUUCAUCAGGACAGGUCAUCUGGUGGGUCCUGUGCUGUGCCACUCCUUCUGUAACUACAUGGGCUUUCCAGCUCUCAGCGCAGUCCUGGAUCACCCUCAACGCUUUACGAUUCUAUUCUUCUAUGUGUUAGGGGUCAUUCUCUUCUUCCUCCUCCUCUUCCCUAUGACUGACCCGCUCUUCUUUGGUUCGCCUACACCCGUCUGCACUCUGAAAUCCACGCCUGGCUCAAUCUGCUCCUGAUCCCUCUCUCCACCUACACUUCAUCCUGCUUUUUAUUCAUUCCUUAUCCUCAGUUAUCUCCAGGGCCUACAGCCAUUUGAAAAGGAGUGGCUGCUUUUCCCCUGGAUCUACAAUUGGUACUGCCUGAUGAGCAAGGGAUUGCUAGGGAUCAAUUCUGCAGCCUCCGUGAGGUUAGUGGAAGAACUGGGUAAAUGCAAAACGUCCUCAGGUGGAAAUUGCCAUUUGUUUUACUGUUCUGCAUGAAUGACAGUCUUUCAGGCCUAAAUAAUGAUAAAGACUUGCUUUAUAAUACAUGCCUGCAUGCUUAUGACAAUAUUUCUGUGUGUUUAUCUUGAAAUUGGUGCUGGGGAUAAUGAUCAGACACUAUUACGGGUUUACUAAGAAGUUGUACAUGGAAAUGUGCAUUGCUAAAAAUGCAUCCCUUUCCAAAUCCAUUUUUCUAUUAUGAAAUUAGAUUUUUGCUCACGUACACCUGUUUUGACUGGUGCCCUUACUUGAACAGUUUCAUGUUGACCUUCAGCCUCAUGACAGUUUUGGAAGUUACUUAUAUUUUUGGCUUCACCCUCGAUUUUUAUCUAGAAAAUGAAUAAUUUAAUUUUGUACACUUUACGUGUCUGGGGUCUCAUUUAUAAAACUGUGCGCAGGAUCUUUACUAAAAGUGUACGUGUGCCCGAAAGCCAAAAAUAGUGUAAGGCAAAAAAAUAUUCAGACUUAUAAAACCGUGCGUACACACACUUCGAAGCAAUAUUUGGUUUAUAAAUCACAGAUCACCUGCAAGUGUGCGCACGUGCAUCAGCCUCAUAUCCCGCCCUAUACGCGCCCAUUUUUAACCAUAUAUAGUCAAUGCAAAGCACUCAAUGAAUGCUGAUCCGUAUAUUAAUGAGUCUGGCAUCCGACCGCUUGUUAAGGUCAUAUACCGUUUCCGGGGUCCAACCGCUAUUAGAUUGCAUAGGAAAAUAACGAAAAAUGAUGUAAAACUGCCGAACCCCCAUCCAUAGUUGCCAAGUCCGCUUAUAAUACGCGACCUUGGGCUUCUUUUUCUGUCAAGUCGCGUUAAAAAAUCACUUGUUGCGGGUUUUUGGGCUUAUUUUAAAAAAUAUGGUUGCUUGUUCCGAACCUGACAAGCAACUUUGUUUCUUUACAUCUAUGGUCGCUGUUUUGUUCAAUCCAUUAACACUGUCUGCUCGAAGGCAGGCUUUUUGUACUACAUGCGGCAGAGCAUAGCAUCACAGCACUGCGAGAGCUAUUUGAAAGCAUAUAGAGACGUCUACUGUCGAAUCACUCUCGCGGUACUAUGAUGUCACGCAGGAGGUCACACAACAGAUCUAAGCACGUAAAACAACAUAGAGAAGCCAAGAAUGUUACAGUGUUCUCUUCACGUAAUCAUCGGCGCUCUUUGGAUAAUCGGAGGUAAAUAUACUAAACAGAUGAAAUAUUCACUUAAAGAUAAAAAGCAUUUUAUAACCGGGCUACAUCAUUAAACAUGUUAAAAGUGUAGAUCUGCGCGGUUGGCUACACAGCAUUAUUCAAGCCUAAGCACGUGUGAAUAGCGUAAUUUGUCCUCAAACACACCGCCUCCUUUCCCCUACCAACUAAAUGUAUUACAUCUGUGACGAUUAGAAUGUGAAAAUGAACGAAACGUUCAGAUCUGAUCACGGUGCAGCAGGGAGGGAUGGGAUAGGGAGGGAUGACCCUAUUUAUUAGGCUAUAAGGUAAACGUCAGACAUUUUUAGUGUAUUAAAUAAAUGUAUUGAUCAUUGCAGAAUAUGAUUUUAAAAAGUAUACAUCAAAUGCAUAUAGUUCAGUUUUACUUUAUUAUAAAUGUGUGGCUGUUACAGCUACGUUAAGUGGUCAUUAUAUCUUCACCUUUUCCAUCUCUCCAGGCCUAUACUGCUCACAUCAGAGAUUUGCAAUUAAUUUUUGUAAAAUAAUUUAUGUUUGUGUUUUUCAAACAGGGUAGUGUCAGUUUAAAAUGACCCAGGCUCGUUCAUUAAUAAUAAAUAAUUGAUAAUAAAUUAAAUUGAUGAUCAUGAAUAAUGUUGGGCUUGUUUUGGGCUUGUUUUUGGAGCUGCAGUUGCUUAUUUGUCUUGCAAAAGUUGGCAACACUGCCCCCAUCCCAUCCUUUAUCUCCAUAACAAAAGCACAAAUGGCCACACAUGCGAUUCAGUGUGAUUUACAAAUGAAUAAUUAUUAUUUAUUAUUAGAAUUAUAUGAAAGCCAAAGAAGGUCUUUGCAGCAUUUAUGUUUACAGCAAUUAGACUGAUCAUUAACACCUUGCCAAAAUCACAUCAUUAAUUAGUGGUAUCCUUCACCUGAGAUAAAAUUUGAACACAAAUGUAAAAGAGGAAUGUUUCUUCAUUCCGGUUUUGUUAUGAACACCAUUAUAGUUAGGACCGAUAAGGAGGAGAAACGAAUGUGCGAGAGCUUAAUGGCUGUAUUCCUUGACUUUGACAUAUGAUGAAAUAUGCACAAUAUUUAAGAAAAAUAUAUUUAGUUAUUUACACUGUUCUGCAAUUAUCUAAUGGUAUUUGAUGCUGUCCUGUAUUCCAUGUUGUCCGGCCAUCUCCUCCUUAUGCGCUCCUGUAGUGUGAUGCUGAGACAGCGCUGAUUAAACAUUUAGAUUGCAUGGAUGGAUUUCCGUUAAUUGCAGCGAGUCUACGAUGGAUUUCCGUCAACUGCAGGGUUCCUGCCUGUCCUUAAUGUCUUAAAUUCACUUUUCAUAAUUUUAACCCUUUGACGCGUACGAUCAAACCGGUGUGAUCAUUCUAGGCUGGUCCCUGCAGCGUACAAUCACACUGGUGUGAUUAGACAACCCUUUCUCACUCCCGACUUGUCACAUAUUUACGCUCGGUCAGCACCCCACGGCAUCACCUUUGAACUCGCAGGGUACCCCUUUGGCGUCGUUUUUCGACGAACAGGGAACUGCGUUGCUGUUUUCUAAAUGCUCCAGACUGAGAUGCGUGCAUUUCAUAGCAUUUCACUUAACCCCAACCUCACCCUAACCCUAACCAACACAGCACGCGAAUAAAAGUACAGUCACGGGUAUUUAUUGCACAAACUGACCAAUAGCAUUACAAAAUGUAACAAACAACUCGUUUCGAAGACCUUUUUGCACCAAAGCCGUACGAUAACUUUACAUGGAGAUGCCGUGCGUGUCCGUGAAUGCAUGAGGUCGGCACCCAUUUAAAGAUAAACCGGAACAGCUAGAUGCAGUCGGUUGCGGGAGCCAAUACCGUUUCACGUUCAAAGCCAACGAAAUGACGCGAUCGGUCACGAGAUACGGGACAGCCAAUGGCAUCGAAGCUGACGUAACUUCCUCUGGUGGCAAAUUUUGAACGUUCUUCACUGGAUUUGAGAUUUACGGCGGACGAUGAUCGCUUUCGCAUCUGUUCCUCAUACAAAUCGAUCGUUUCGCGUUGGUACCCUUGGAAUAUCUGUAUUUUUGAAUGACAUUGUGACUGCUUGUAUUAUGUGUUUUAUAUUACGAUAAAUUAACUGUUACAUUACUUGCUCAAACUGUCUGAAUAGUGUCAUGUAAACACAAUUAUCCUGGCCAUUAAUCUUAAAUUAAACCCCGAAACAUCAUCAUUGCAAAUUACACUCACCUAAAGGAUUAUUAGGAACACCUGUUCAAUUUCUCAUUAAUGCAAUUAUCUAAUCAACCAAUCACAUGGCAGUUGCUUCAAUGCAUUUAGGGGUGUGGUCCUGGUCAAGACAAUCUCCUGAACUCCAAACUGAAUGUCAGAAUGGGAAAGAAAGGUGAUUUAAGCUAUUUUGAGCGUGGCAUGGUUGUUGGUGCCAGACGGGCCGGUCUGAGUAUUUCACAAUCUGCUCAGUUACUGGGAUUUUCACGCACAACCAUUUCUAGGGUUUACAAAGAAUGGUGUGAAAAGGGAAAAACAUCCAGUAUGCGGCAGUCCUGUGGGCGAAAAUGCCUUGUUGAUGCUAGAGGUCAGAGGAGAAUGGGCCGACUGAUUCAAGCUGAUAGAAGAGCAACUUUGACUGAAAUAACCACUCGUUACAACCGAGGUAUGCAGCAAAGCAUUUGUGAAGCCACAACACGCACAACCUUGAGGCAGAUGGGCUACAACAGCAGAAGACCCCACCGGGUACCACUCAUCUCCACUACAAAUAGGAAAAAGAGGCUACAAUUUGCACGAGCUCACCAAAAUUGGACAGUUGAAGACUGGAAAAAUGUUGCCUGGUCUGAUGAGUCUCGAUUUCUGUUGAGACAUUCAAAUGGUAGAGUCAGAAUUUGGCGUAAACAGAAUGAGAACAUGGAUCCAUCAUGCCUUGUUACCACUGUGCAGGCUGGUGGUGGUGGUGUAAUGGUGUGGGGGAUGUUUUCUUGGCACACUUUAGGCCCCUUAGUGCCAAUUGGGCAUCGUUUAAAUGCCACGGCCUACCUGAGCAUUGUUUCUGACCAUGUCCAUCCCUUUAUGACCACCAUGUACCCAUCCUCUAAUGGCUACUUCCAGCAGGAUAAUGCACCAUGUCACAAAGCUCGAAUCAUUUCAAAUUGGUUUCUUGAACAUGACAAUGAGUUCACUGUACUAGAAUGGCCCCCACAGUCACCAGAUCUCAACCCGAUAGAACAUCUUUGGGAUGUGGUGGAACGGGAGCUUCGUGCCCUGGAUGUGCAUCCCACAAAUCUCCAUCAACUGCAAGAUGCUAUCCUAUCAAUAUGGGCCAACAUUUCUAAAGAAUGCUUUCAGCACCUUGUUGAAUCAAUGCCACGUAGAAUUAAGGCAGUUCUGAAGGCGAAAGGGGGUCAAACACCGUAUUAGUAUGGUGUUCCUAAUAAUCCUUUAGGUGAGUGUAUAUCUAAUAUACAUCAUAAUGACGGUGAAAUUCGCGUGCCCUUCAUGUCAAAAAACGACGCCAAAGGAGUACCCUGCACGUUCAAAAGUGAUGCUGAAGGGCGCUGACCGAGCGUAAAUAUGUGACGAGUAGGGAGUGAGAACAUUCAGCGCUUUGGCUGGCACUGAACCAGAGACAGACUCAAUCCUGCCACAUAUCACAACUAUGUUUUAAUUUGACAGUUAAUCUAGACUAAUUUUAAUUAUUUUGCUCCAUUAUUUUAAACUCUGAUUUAUCUCUCAGUUAGGGAUUAACUUUAAACUUGCUACUGAAGAGGUUUAAAUAAUAAAAAAACACUUCUAUAAUAAAAUAUGCUGUAAAAUUAUCAGAAACAGACACAUAAGCGUCAUGUCAUGCUUCAGUGAUGUGUUUAUUGUAAAUAAAAAUGGAAAUAAUUAAAACACCUCGACAUACGUCGGGGAACAGCGGUUUGAUAUAGUGGGUGAUCGGCUCUGAAGCGUCACGUUUAAGUAAAUUCCGCAAUUUGAAUUAAAAUAAAACUAGGAUCUACAAAACCUUAGAUUAGCUCUAAACUCGGUUUACUUUAGUCUUUGUUGGUGCAAUCCUUCAUUAGAGUUUGUAAAAUACACACUGAUGUCUAUGGAAGCGGCAAUAACAAUCUCCUCAAAUAUAAUUUAAUUGAUGUGUUUUAUUCACAUCAGAUACACAGUAUCUGCAAUGUAAGCAAUUGUUAAGACCACUCUGUUCAUCUACCAGUUCACCAGGCACUUACAUUUGUGUAUUUUGAGAGAGGUGGAUGAAUUCACGUGAUGUAAAUACGACAGAUCUCAGACCGCGGCAGAAACAAACACGGGGUUCACGUGACGUCACACAGCGGUGCGGCCGCCAUUUGUAGGACCGUACAGCAACAUGCGUCUACCUGUGAUAACAGCAAAUCUCAAAGAAAUGGAUUCAUGUUUUACAAUGCCCUCGUAGUACGGACCCUGCGAGGUCCCUGUUGAAGGAAAAAACGCCCGGCAAAUCCGUGGCCACAAUUUUGUUAUUCGUUCCCUCUGUUAAUUUCUUAAAUCUGUAGGCUACCCACAAAUAAAUUCAUAAACCGUGCUCACGCUUUUGAUUCCUUACAAAUGUAAUGACAUAUUUCAGGACCAGUUUAUUUUGGAUGUGUUUAAUGUAAAAAUACAGCAUUCAUUUACUUAACAGAAAGUAAUGAAACAUUUUUAACAGGCUUCAAAGUAAAAUCUAGUAUCAACAAUAAUAUCAAGAAAAGUAAUAAAUAGGCUAAUUAUGAUUUUCGCCAUAAUCGCGCUGGCCUAAAAAAGAAAGUAGUGUGUUUUUUGUGUGAUGUUAUGUUUUUGUUUUACAAUAUAAAAAAUGGAGAGUUUUGAGAUAAUAGAACCUACUGUUGAAGGGUUUCUUUUUAAUAUAUUUAAUUUCACAUGGACUGUGCUGCUAAAAUCUAAAGUCUCAAAAGCCAGUGGACAGAAAACAGUAAUCACGCGCAUCUCUUAAAUGCAGGGCUGCGCUUCAAUGUUUCUCACGUGGAGCUCACGCACAAUAACUUGUGCAAGUUUUUAUUAUUUAUUGAUUAUGAAGUUUCAUAAAAAUAAGAUGAAAUCCCCAUACCAUUAACAAAUAGUUUUAAUUAAUAAACAGGGAUUUAAUACAAAUAAAUAUUUGUUUCUUUACUUAAUAUUGAAAUUAUUAAUUCUAAACAUUUCUUUAAUCUAGUUUCUAUAAAUUCUCAUUUCUAUAAAUGCAAUAUACAACAUUUUAAAAUCCCAAAGUAAAAAUUAGGGUGUAGUUUGCAAAACUGUGGGAAUGGAUGUUGAAAGCGUGAGCACAGUUUAUGUAUUUGUGGUACGGAUUUAAAAAAAUGUAUGGUACUAUUUAAAAAACUGAGUGCACGGAUUGGAAACCCGUCGGUGUGGUUUAUUAAUCUAUGGUCACGAUUUGUUAAACAGAGUGAAUGAAUUACAAAACUGUGGCCUCGGAUCUGAAGUCUUCAUAGGCUCUGUAAAAAGGAGACUCUGUUUUUUUUGGUCCACGCCAAAUAGGUCACGUGUCUGAAAUCCAUGAAUAGCUAACAAGUAUGAAUAUUUUGAGUAAAAAAGAAAAAUGAUGUAAAAGCAAUUCAUCAGUCAUACAGCUGUGUGUGUCACAUGAUAAGCAGUGAUGUGUCGCCAUGGAAAUGUUAAAGUGAUACCUUCUUAAUGGUCGCCUUGGAAUAAGGGCUCUCCUGUUUUUGCCAAGUGGUUGAUGUCCUUAGGACAACAUCAUGUUGACCCUGGGACAACAUUUAAAUCGACCAAUCAGAUUUCAGAAAUAAAUUUACAGUUUAUUUUAAGUUUAAUCUUCCAACCAGGAUUAGGUGCUUCUAGACCAUUGUUUUUCACUUAUCAUUUCCCUCUGAUUUUAGGGGUAAGUUAUGGUUAGGGUUGGGGUUUGGUGUGGGUUUAGGUUUUAUUUAUAAAAAUGUUGUCCUUAGGUCACCAAAAUAUGUUGCCCUGAGGACAUCAACCACUUGGCAAAAUCAGGUCGAGCCUAGUCAAACACUGUAACUAGUCAAACACUGAAACGGGUUUCAGGUGUAGCAAAGCUUCAGCAAAAAAGUGAAAAGCACUCUAGAGGCUUUUGCACAAGAAUAGCACUUUUUGGUCUUUAAUGGUGGAGCUGUUACUUUUUUCGAGUUUCAGAAAACAUUGUUUGUUCUUAUAAGAUAAAUAAAAACAUGCACUGAAAAGUUAUGUAGAUGGUUGAUUAUUUGUCAAGGUAAGUAUACUUUUUCAUAGAUUAAAAAUAGCUUUUAAAAUACGCAAACUGGCAAUAUUAAAGCGGUUUAAAACAUAUCCCCUUAGAACGCUAUUGGUCUCGACUAUUUAAAUAAAAAUAGUUCAAGGAAUAUGACUUGGCCUGAAAAAAAAUCCAGUCAGAAGAAUUAUUGUCACUUUAAUCCAUGAGAUUGAAUUUGAUUUAAGAUUUGCGUUGGAUUUUACAAGAAGGUGCAUGAAACAAUUCAAUACAAAUGCGCAAAUAACACUGCAGAUUUAAUCACCAUUAUAAUGUGGAUCUAACGUAUGAUAUGGAGUGAAAUUAAAUGUGUGUGAGGUAGGGGUGUCGAAAUUAAUCGUUUUUACGAUGCAUCGCGAUGCAAACGAGGACGAUUCGAUAUCGGUUCAGACCAUAACCGGUUAUGACGUACUUACGUUUUUCUGACGUCAUGUCGCAUACGUGCUUUUACUGCUUUAGCACACAAUGGCGGAGGUAGGCGAGAGUAAUUAAAAAUGCUAACUUGAGAAACACGUCAGCCGUUUUCACCCUGAGCUGUUAACGCCUGUCAUUGCCACUGCUGUCUGUGCUCAUCGACUUGCAAUAACAUGCGAUUCCUGGACUUCGGUCGCGACAGAGUGGUAUGUGACAAUAACGGCACAUUACAUUAGCGAGGACUGGGAGAUUACUAUGUUCACACUGCAAGCCUUAAUGCUAAAUUCAGAUUUUUUGCUCAGAUCUGAUUUUUUGUUCGGCUGUUCACACUAUUUUUAAAAUGUGGCCAAUAUCAGAUUCCAGUGUGAACUCGUGAUGGUUAUAAACUGAAUCGUAUGCGCAAAACAACAAUAACACGUAACAGAAAGCACGUUUUCAUACAGAAUUAAGAAAGGGUCUAGUCAGCGGGUGUGUUUGACUUUAUGCGGUGCCGAGCGGAUUGAUCUCACGGCGGGAUUUCAGAGCAUUCCCGGAGCAGUCCGCUCUCGGGCAGUAGAACACACACCUAUAGCUUAUGUUUUACCACCAUGUCAACACGCACGCGAGUGGUGGAUGCAAAGCGAUAAAAGACAAUAGACACCAUUAAUGCGUUUGUCGUAUUGCAUCGCGCCGUAUCCAGUGGCAAGAUUUCUUAUUGUAAUGGAUUCUAUAGUCAUUUGUUACAUCGCAUCGUGCAGUAGACAGUGCAAAGGCUUAUGUUUAUAAUCUGAUGCUUGAUGUUUGGCAGCCGAGCUGUAAAGUGCACUUCCGUCAACAGAAUAGCGCGUGACGCUUUAAAUUAGCGCAGAAAUAUGACGAAGUCGAUCUACAAUGAUGCAAAAGUCGCGUGAAUUCCGAUAUGACCGUUGAGACUGAGGUCGCAUUGCGAAACAUCAGACCUGAAUCUGAUUUAGGACCACAUAUGGAAGUGGCUCAGAUCAGAUUAAAAAAGAUCGGAUUCCAUGUGGCUUGUCCUGUUCACACUGUCAUACAGUAAACAGAUCUGGGUCGCAUAUGAGCAAAAAAUCGGAUUUUGGUGGCAGUGUGAACGCAAACGAGAGCAGUUUAUGAGUCUCACAUGGGUGCUCAUCUGGCAGAGCUACUGUCUCAUGCCCUUAUUGGAUAAAGAUGUAGUGCUUGUGACAGAUAAUAUUUGAUGUUUGAUACAUCGAAGAAGAGCAGGUAAAAUUAAAGGUUCAGUUCAUAUAUCUGACUGCUUGUAUUUAUUGACAAAAUUGUAUACAUGUGAUUGUGAACUAGUAAAAUUGAAAUUUGAGGAUGCAGUGCAUCGUCAAUGCAUCGUAAUAUCGAAUUGAACCGAAUUGAUUACAAGGUAAUCGUAACCGAACCGAACCGUGACACUAGUGUAGGUUCACACCUCUAGUGUGAGGCAUUAAUACUUAUAAUUGUUCUUAUCACAUUUACUUCCUGCAGUCUAACUUGAGUUCACUAAUUCGCUAUUUGUGUCGCCAAUUCCCCUUGUCUCCAGAAUGUGCGUACGCAUGGGUCAGUUUACUUAGAGGUGCGCACAUUCUACCGUCAAGUUUGUUUUUAAUAGAUCACAGAUGGCGAGUUGGUGAACUCAAAUGUGAGAAGAACGAUUUUAAGUAUUAAUGCCUCACACACAUUUAAUUUCACUCUGUAUCAUACGUUAGAUCCAAAUUAUCAUGAAGACUAAAUCCAGCAGUGUUAUUUUCACUUGUACUGCGUGAUAAUGGUUUCAUAAACAACUUCUUGUAAAAUCCAACUCAAAUCUUAAAUCAAAACUAAUUAUAAAUAUUUCAUCAGUGCUGUCUCACCAUCACAUUGUUCACUACGGGACAAUGCGUGCGCAUUCUUUUACUGCACUGUAAAAAAUGACACGGAUAUUUACUUAAAAUAAUUAUGGUAACAAUAUUACACAAAAUAUUUUUAAGUACUUUAAAGCUUAUUUUUAACGCAAUAUUCCAUGAAUAAAUCAAGUACAAUUACCUAAAUUAUUUAAUUUGAGCUUUGGAGUUUUUGAACUUCUUGAUCUUUUUUAACUUCAGUUUAAAAAACAUUUAUUAUUGUUUACAGCAUAUACGAUGUACAAGUAAGCUGAGAGUUGUCUCACAGUACUGGCAUUAGCACCAUUACUGUUCACUGAGUGAAAAAAACACACAUCAUGAGCUCUCCCAUGACCAAAGCACAAGCACCACUCUUCUGAAUGAUGGUAAUCACAAAACUAAAAAAACAGACAGAAUCUCUUCUAAAUCUGCAAGACAACUUAACAAAAAACACUAUCAAGUCUUUCAUUUUAUUGUAUAGCACAUAAAAUAGCACUUUUUCACAACAAAUGACUCCCCUAAUGCUGUCGCAUGCAAAGCAUGCUGGGAACUCUAAAUUCACUGCUCAGUUAGUGAAAUUAACUUAAAUUAAUAAAAUAAUUAAGUAAAGAUCCUUUAUACAAGUUUUAAGUGGGUUGAACAUGACAAAAUUAAGUUGAAUUCACUCAAUAAUUUGUGCAUUUAGAAUUCCGAGUUUUUUUUUAUUUUAACUUAAAUUUUGUUAAAAUUAUACACAGCACACAAUUGUAUUAAGGAAAAUUUACUCAAUUAAUUUCAUGAAAUAUACUACGACACAGAAUUUGUUUACAGUGAAGUGACGCCAAAUAAUACAGGCAGAACAUUUUUAAACUCUUGUUUUCUCUUUUAUACACACAUUUGAUUAAAUAUUUCACUCUUAUUAAUGGAGUUAAUCACUCAAGUGAUGUCUAAAAGUUCAACAAAAGGUAUAGAUAUAUUUCUAGAGCAUGUUCUGCUUUUAAACAUUUUCCAUGUUGCGCAUUUUAGGGGCGGUUUCCCGGACAGGGUUUAAGACUAGUCCCAGACUAACUUAAAUGUUAAAGGUGUCUUGAUCAAAAACCGCUAAAAAUAUCAUUGCCAUUGUUUUGUCUCGAGAUGCACACCAGUAAUGUUUUUUGUAAGAUAUGUUUUUUAAAACGAUUUAAAUAUCCCAAUUUAACUAAGGCCUAGUCCUGGUUUAAGGUAAUCUCUGUCCGGGAAACGCCCCAUAAUGUUUAAAUGACAGCGAGGUGUGCAAGAUCCUCUUAAACUAAAUUGCAGAACUCGUGUUCUAAAACAUAUUUAAUGUAUAUAAAACAUUUCUAGCGAGAACAAUGAUCAACGGUGCGCACUUUGAUAUUAUUGUGGACACAGCGUGAUCCGGUGGUUGAACGGUCCAUUGGCUCAUAUCUUCCACAUGACUCGUGUAUGUCACGUGAAUGGAAAAAUCAUAUUUAAAUGAUAGGCAGAUUAUGUUAUGCAUAGUUAAACUAGCCGUUGUAAACUCCAUAUAUUAUUAUAUCGGGGAGGAGAUUGGGUGGAGAUGCACGUACGCACAGUCUUCCCCUGACUGGGAUUAUACAGGGAAUUAUGCGCAGGUUCUGAUGUACGCAUGGUUUUAUAAAUCUGAAAACUUUUGUGCGUACGGAAAAACUUCCUUUUGUGUGUGCGCAAACAUUAAGGGUGAAAUCUACACAAAGUUUUAUAAAUGAGACCCCUGGUCUUUAGGUACGCUGCUGCAGCAAAAGACAUGAGAACACACAAACUUAAGAGUGUGUAUCUGAAGACGCAGAACUACCCUUGGCACAUUACAUCAUGCCUAAGCCUAGAUAUAAUAAUAGCCGUAUUAUUCUAAAUUGUGAGGCCUUUUAAAGCAUUUUCAGUCCUGUAUUGGGCAUAAGCUAAUAAAAGCAAAGGUUAUUAUUACACCAAAAAAUGCUAAUACUAAUUCAUGUUGAUGUAACAUGUCAUUUAUAAAAUGUUAAGAUAUUUAGUGAUAGGUGUUUUUAAAUCGGAUUCACGGUUCUAUAGCUCAGCUGGUAGAGUGUCACUGAAAUGCAAAGCAAACUUUACAAAAGUUCUUAUGGAAUGCACUGGAAGUGCACUGGAAGUGGACUUGAAAACUUUCAUGUUAAAGAUUAAAGAGUCAUGCGUACCGAUGGUCUCAUCUUUAGUAUUUUCUCGUGUUUAGUUAAAACUGUUCUGCAUGCUGCUACAGUUUAACUUGUGGAUGUAAUGCUAUGUUCAAAUGUUGAUCGUGUAGACACACACAAAAUACCGCUCAUAUACAUUCAUUCAAGUGUUUGCUGUAAUUAAAAAUAGUUUACAUUAACAAAUACGGCUAGCCCAGAUUACAGGCGGCUUUGUACAGAACAUGUAAUGCUAUGUUUAAGGUUAGCUUUGUUAGUUGUUUUUAGUUUCAACCCUUGCUAAAUGUGAAAGCGGAGUAUAUAUUUAGAGUAUAUAAAACUUAAAAUCCACUAUAUUGCUCAUAAUUUUUAAUAUAUUGGCAUGGCUACAGGCAUGCCCCUACAUUCAUUAUAUAGUUUCAAUAAUAGUUUUUUUCCGUUUUGUGAGAGACCAUGCAAAGUAAACUUUAAGCAAUAAUCUCACAAACAGGAUUGAAUCAGGGAUUUCUAUUUAGUGCCAUGCAACUUAAAUUUCCUGUUCACUUCGAAACUAACUUCUUAUUUGGCUUACUGCAAAGAAAACGGUUACCUUUAACAACAGUUAAACUCAUGACUGUCAUGCAAUGAAGAGAAUUCAACACGUUCCUUGUGCGUGUUGUAAUUGCGGUCAACAGAGGGCGACAGAAGACCAUUCUUGUUUGUUUGUGUUUUACACAUUGUUUUCAUAAGGUGUUAUUAAUAGCUUUCACGUGAGUUUUUAUGAAUAGCUUUUUUUUUGUAUAUUUACAUUUAUUAUUGGAUUAGAUAUACUAUACUAUAAAAUACUUAGUUAAAUUAUGCCCUAAUAUGAAUGCCUUGAUAUGCGCUGAAACUUUAAUUUGUCAAUAAGAGUCAUAACUGGGAAACAGAUUGGAUAUCAGAAUUCAAUGGCAUUGAAUUGUGAUUAUUUAAGAAAAGCUACAGGUGCUGUGGCAGAGACAGUUGACUGUUGCCACUUUGAUUAAUUAAUUACCAGUGUAACUGAAAUGACAUCAUCUAGGGAGUUUAGUAUUGAAUGUUUCAAAAGCUUGCUAAAUGUCACUUGCUGCUCGUCUGCACAUGUAUUGCAUUCUCAUUUCCUUAUGUUGUGAAUUUUCUACAGUGAUCUUCUCCAAAUAUUUGUCUUUGCAAGGCAACUUUAUAUUUUACUUUGUAAUAUUAGUGACUCUUUUUCUCUUUGAGUUCAGAAUAUUUACAAUGGUCUUUUUUUCCAAGCAAAAUAGAUUCACCUACAGAUGCUUAGCUGGUCAUAUUUAUAGUAGGACAUAUGUUGAAAUCUAUUUUUACAAAUGUGAAAGUAACUUGAUUGCUAUUUUAGCUCAUUGAAACAUCACCUAGACAAAUGUGUAAUAUUUGAUAAUCGCAACGCAGAUAUUUAGCAAAUAGACUGGUUGGUGUUAAUUACACACUCCUCAGAUGUUUAUACUGAGAGCUAUAUUUUAUAAUCUAUUUUGGUGACUCAGAGAAUAAUGUGCACGCAAGUUAUGUUUGACUAUCGUGCAAUGCAAUUUUCUGCAAUUCACUUAUGGACAAUAGUAUUUUUAUGACAAUCUUUUUGGUUGUAUUUUAAUUCACUCUGCAAAAUGUUGCUGUUUGUAAAUAAACAUUUUUUAAACAUU
This is a messenger RNA of Triplophysa rosa, 14844 nucleotides long. It is a transcript of the gene rce1a, whose product is annotated as Ras converting CAAX endopeptidase 1a. The record is from RefSeq and is a predicted model, not a curated record. The transcript has 8 exons. NCBI's taxonomy places the organism in Eukaryota, Metazoa, Chordata, Actinopteri, Cypriniformes, Nemacheilidae. The coding region runs from base 229 to 1188 and encodes 319 amino acids. Gene Ontology annotation, cellular component: endoplasmic reticulum membrane. Gene Ontology annotation, biological process: CAAX-box protein processing. Gene Ontology annotation, molecular function: metalloendopeptidase activity.